Archocentrus centrarchus (flier cichlid) is the source of this 2475-nucleotide messenger RNA. Its product is annotated as stromal interaction molecule 1-like. Gene Ontology annotation, biological process: intracellular calcium ion homeostasis; activation of store-operated calcium channel activity; store-operated calcium entry. Gene Ontology annotation, molecular function: calcium ion binding; calcium channel regulator activity; protein binding. The record is from RefSeq and is a predicted model, not a curated record. NCBI's taxonomy places the organism in Eukaryota, Metazoa, Chordata, Actinopteri, Cichliformes, Cichlidae. The transcript has 14 exons. Gene Ontology annotation, cellular component: plasma membrane; endoplasmic reticulum. The coding region runs from base 140 to 2212 and encodes 690 amino acids.
CCGCUUUUUCGUCGGCUGUUUGCGGAGUUGGAGUCGGAGGGUGGAGGAGAGCGGAGCAAACGGUUCGGUUCUCCCUGUCAUGACCACUUUGAACCGGAUCGAUCAGAGCUGAUUGGAUGGAUUAGGCCGCCGCAGAGCCAUGGAAGGUGCGUGUGUGUGGCUGAUGUGUGUGUGUGUGCUGAGCAUGUGUGUCCAGGCUCACAAUGGAUUGGACAGAAGCAGUGACCACACCCACCUGGAGCAGCAUCACCAUCAUGUGGUGUCCAAUGGCAUCGCAGCCUCAGGUCUGUGUGCGAUAGACGAGCAGCUCUGCGAGGACGAGAACGCCCUGCUGAGCUUCGAGGCGAUCUGCAGCAUCCACAAACUGAUGGACGACGACGCCGACGGCACGGUGGACGUGACCGAGACGGACGAGUUUCUCAGGGAGGAUCUGAACUAUCAGGACUCCAAAGCCAAACACAGCAGCUUCCACCGAGCUGACGCGCACAUCAGCGUGGAGGACAUGUGGAACACCUGGAAAAGCUCUGAAGUCUACAACUGGACGGUGCAGCAGGUGGUGGACUGGCUGACUAACAGCGUCGAGCUUUCUCAGUACGCAGAAACCUUCGUGAAACUCCAGCUGGACGGCAGAGCCCUGCCCAGGUUGGCGGUGAAGAACGUCACCCUGACCGUGUCCCUGCUGAAGAUUUCAGACAGAAGCCACGCUCAGAAGCUGCAGCUCAAAGCGCUCGACAUCGUGCUGUUUGGACCGCCGCCAGCCCAGCAGAGCCACUGGAAGGAUCUGGUUCUGGGUCUGUCCAUCCUGAUGGCGCUGGGCGGCUGCUGGUUCGCUUAUGCCCAGACCAGGAAGUCCAGAGCCGACCUGGGGAAGCUGAUGAAGGACCUGGAGGGUCUGCAGAGGGCGGAGCAGAGCAUGCUGGACAUGCAGUCCAAACUGCUGCAGGCUCAGGAGGAGCAGCGCUGUGUCCAGGUGGAGAAGGUGAAGGUGGAGGAGGAGCUGAGGAACGAGAUCAACUCGGCCAAGGAGGAAGCGCUGCGGCUCCGCGAGCUGAGAGAAGGAGCCGGGAACGAGAAGAGCCGGCAGAAAUACGCAGAUGAGGAGCUGGAGCAGGUCCGCAAGGCGCUGAAGAAGGCAGAGAAGGAGCUGGAGUUGCGGGCUCGCUGGGCACCACCAGAGGCGCUGCAGAAAUGGCUGCAGCUGACGCACGAAAUCGAAGUUCAGUACUACAACAUCAAGAAACAGAGCGCCGAGCGGCAGCUGCUGCAGGCCAGAGAGGGGGCAGAGAAGAUCAAGAAGAAGAGGAGUUCCCUGUUCGGCACGUUUCACGUGGCUCACAGUUCCUCGCUCGACGACGUUGACCACAAGAUCCUCUCUGCCAAACAGGCCCUGGGUGAGGUGACAGGGGCGCUGCGGGAGAAGCUGCACCGCUGGCAGCAGAUUGAGUCUCUGACCGGUUUCUGUUUGGUCACCAAUCCGGGUCUCGGCGCACUGGCUACCGCCCUCAACCUGGACCCGUCCUUCCUCGGGCUGCGACCUCCGACCCCUCAGCACCUGCUCCUCUCUGAUGACCUCGAUGACAUGGAUGAGGACAUCCUGUCUCCCGGGACGCUGCAGUACGCAGCCUGGCAGAUGGACCGGCGAGUCAGCGACCUCUGGCCCCUGAGUGGCAUCACAGACACCCAGUCACCAUGGAAACAAUCCGCUCAGAGUCUGAUGCCCCUGCGACAGAGGAUGGGAGACCCCAGGCUAAACAUGUUCGGCUCUCAGAGUGACAUCACAAACCGCUCAGACUCUGACUCCGCCCUCCCGCUGUCUCAGGGUGACUUCCGAGGUCAGCACAGCUCUAAGUCCUACGUCCUGUCAUCCAGGGUCCACCCUCUGCAGGACCUGGGCUCCAGGCUGAGCGUGGGAGGAGGAGGUCUGGAGAAGAGCUCCAGCCUCGGGGAGCUGAGGGGCAGCUCUGCUGCCGUCCUCUCCUCUGCCUGCUCCACCCGCUCCCUCUGCAUCACGUCAGAUGCUACAGAUGGAACCCCUACCUUCUCAUCUUCUGCAUCUUCCAGCUCAUCAGGCAGCGCCCGGGGGGUGGGGCUCCAGGGCCCGACCAGAAAGGGCACCAUGGUGCAAGACGUCGGCGAGGAAAACGAGUCGUCUGGCAGCCGCAGGAGAAACGCCUUUAACAAGAUCUUCAAGAAGAAACAUGGACGCCACUGAAUGUCACUCCAAACCUUCACCUGCUGCAGCUUUCAUCCUCAUCCUGAAGUCUUCCUGCUCACAGGAAACAAAACGCUUUAGCUUCAGCUGUUUUUCCUUUGUUUGAACUUUUCUUUACGUGAGAGAAGAUCCAAUCUUACGCAUCAUCGACACGAAACAACAAUGAAGAACACGAGGAGGACCGAGGAGCUACAACACACACAGCAGACCAGCCGCAGUCCAGCAAUAACACCAAAGUUCGGCUGUUUGAGGAUUUUUACUGU